This is a messenger RNA of Oppiella nova, 1026 nucleotides long. The record is from the annotation of a GenBank genome assembly. NCBI's taxonomy places the organism in Eukaryota, Metazoa, Arthropoda, Arachnida, Sarcoptiformes, Oppiidae.
AUGGUGGAUAAGCAACCUAAACCUACCAUGUUUACACCAAUUACAAUACGCGGGGUUAGGUUCCGGAACCGGAUAUGUGUUGCCCCAAUGAGCCAGCACAUGUGCGAGCCUGAAAACCUGGAUACCGGUGCUCAUGGUGGUAUGGUUAACAAUUGGCACCUGGUUCACUACGGAACACUGGCACGCGGUGGGGCCGGUCUGGUCAUGAUGGAGGCUACAGGUGUCGAACCUGGGGGUCGACUAUCUAAACAUAGCCCGGGCCUAUGGCGGGACGAUCAGUUGAAGCCCAUGUGUGAAAUAAUCACAUUUAUAAAGGACCAAGGUGCUGUUCCCGGAUUGCAAUUGGUGCAUGCUGGUCGUAAGGCUAAUAUUGAACUUCGUAACACCGAUACGUUUAUGGGUUGGACUGAUUGUGGUGUUUACCCCGUGAUCGCACCCUCCCCCAUAGCCUAUAAUGAUAGGUCGGUAGUGCCCAUAGAGGCUACCGGUGCUGAUAUUUCUAGGGUUACGGAGGCGCACGUGUCGGCCGCCAAGCGUGCCGUUGAGGCCGAGUUUCAGGUGAUUGAGCUACAUUUCGGGCAUGGCUACCUGGUCAGUACAUUUUUAUCACCAAUCACAAACAAACGUACGGACGAGUACGGGGGUAGUCUAGUUAACCGCAUGCGACUGGCCCUGGACAUAGCCCGUGGUGUGCGCCAGGCCCUACCCGACACCAUAGUCCUUGGUGUACGCCUAUCAGUGACCGACUACUGCGACAUGGGCUGGGAGCUGGAAAAUAGCAUAAUCUUAGCAAGGCAACUAAAACAAAUUGGCGUUGACUUUAUAGACUGUAGUUCCGGUGAUGUGGUAGCCCAGUGCACCCAUAACCCCCUUGAUCCCAGUCCCAUGCAAGUAGACAGCGCCGGUAUUAUUAGCCGGGCAACUGGUAUGGCCACUGUAGCCGUGGGCGAUAUAGUCGAGCCCCUGGAGGCUGAAAAUAUUUUGAAACAAAAUGGCGGACCGGUUAUGGUGUUUAUGGGUAGGGCG